AUGAAGAACAUUGUUCUUGAGACGUACAAUGGGAAAACCGAUCCAAAGGAUCAUCUGCUUUAUUUCAACACGAAGAUGGUCAUAAGCUCAGCUUCCGACGCGGUGAAGUGCAGGAUGUUCCCGUCGACGCUUAAAGGUACAUCGAUGGCUUGGUUCACGACUUUACCUCGGGGAUCUAUCACAAAUUUUCGCGACUUCUCGUCGAAGUUCCUUGUUCAAUUCUCUGCGAGUAAGAUCAAGCAGGUAACGAUCGACGAUCUGUAUAACGUCCGCCAAUCAGAGGGUGAAACUUUGAAACGAUAUGUCAGGCGGUUCAGUGCAGCAUAUGUUAAGAUUGAGGAGUCGGAACCGCAUGCCUGUGCGCGAGCUUUUAAGAAUGGACUGCAGCCGGGGAAGCUGAACAGUAAGUUGAGUCGUAAGCCCGCUUGGUCACUGGCAGAAGUACGUGCUCGGGCGAACACCUACAUCUUGGAUGAGGAGGACGACGCUUUCAAAAGGAAGCGCGCAAAGAAGGAGAAGGACUGCGACCAGAGGGAUGUCUCGCCGACGGGUAAACAAAGGUGGGAAAAAAGAGAAAGCAGUAAGCGGAAGGACAAGAGGGGCAAGUCAGUUGAAAAAUUUGCAAAGGAACAACUCUACCCAAAGAAAGAAAGUUUUGAGCGUCGGCGCCGGUGGCGUCAAGCCGAUUCUCGCUGGCGGGAGGAAUCGGGCAAAAGUCUGAGCGCACAUCUGACGGAAUUGCUCCGAGAAGUCAAAGCAACACACGCAGUCGAAGAGGGCGAGAGGGAGGCUAACCCGCCUCGGGCGGCCGUGGAUAAAACCAAGUGGUGCGAAUACCAUCGAUCGGCGGGUCAUGACACCGGAGAUUGCUUCACAUUAAAGAACGAGAUUGAGAGAUUAAUCAGGGCGGGACGUUCACAAUUGAAUGAUCGAGGUGAUCGCUGGCAAGGCGAACGACAGCAGGGAAAUCGCUAUAAAGGGAGUCAUCGGCAGGAUGAUCGCAGAAGAAACGAUCGUCGUGAAACGCCAACAGCCGACAAGAAUGAGACGUUGACAACAAGAAAGAAAGGAGCUGAAGAAACCUUCAACAAAGAUCUCGAACCGCCGGUGGGAACGAUAAAUACAAUGGCUGGAGGUUUCGGUGGAGGCGGUGACACACCUUCGGUAAGGCGCAGGCAUGUCAGGGCGGUAACAUCAGUGCAAGAGAAUGCAACGCCAUUCAGUUUUCAUCACCCGGACAUAGUGAUAUCAUCGGCAGAUUUCGAGGGAAUUAAGACACACAAGGAUGAUCCCGUGGUGGUAAUGGUAAGGAUCAAUAACUUUAAUGUGCGACGAGUACUUUUGGACCAGGGAAGUUCUGUGGACAUUAUUUACGGCGAUGCGUUCGAGCAAUUGGGACUAAUAGAUAAAGACCUGAUGCCGUAA
Molecule: messenger RNA, 1425 nt
Organism: Lotus japonicus
Lineage: Eukaryota; Viridiplantae; Streptophyta; Magnoliopsida; Fabales; Fabaceae
Exons: 1
Coding region: 1-1425 (474 amino acids)
Source: RefSeq, a predicted model, not a curated record